Triticum aestivum (bread wheat) is the source of this 1913-nucleotide messenger RNA. RefSeq names its product noroxomaritidine synthase. Bases 144 to 1709 code for a protein of 521 amino acids. NCBI's taxonomy places the organism in Eukaryota, Viridiplantae, Streptophyta, Magnoliopsida, Poales, Poaceae. The transcript has a single exon. The record is from RefSeq and is a predicted model, not a curated record. Gene Ontology annotation, molecular function: oxidoreductase activity, acting on paired donors, with incorporation or reduction of molecular oxygen; monooxygenase activity; iron ion binding.
CAUCAGCCGAAGUCCCAGGCCCACACAAUCGUCGUGAAUCUCACCACUCCCGCAGGGAAGUAACAAGUGCCAGUUACUACUACUGAUCAUCAGUACAUUAACUGUCGGCGUGCAAGGCACACUCCAUUCGGCAGCGCGCGCAAAUGGCCACCAUGGGCGCCUUCCGGACCUUCCUCCUCUCCUACCCGGAGAUCCUCCUGGCCGCUCUCUGCUUCCUCUCCCUGGCCGCCCUCCGCCUCGCUCUGCGGUGCCGCGGCAGCAGCGUGCCGCUGCGAUGGCCGGUCGUCGGCAUGCUCCCGUUCGUGCUCAGCAACCUCGGCCACCUCCUGGACGCCGCCACCGCCGCGCUCAGGGACUCGGGGUGCAUGUUCGUGUUCCGCGGGCCGUGGCUCGUCGGCGGCGACUUCCUCGUCACGUGCGACCCGGCCGCCGUGCACCACUGCCUCGCGGCCAACUUCGACUGCUACGACAAGGGCCACGACUUCGCCGAGAUGUUCGACGUCGCCGGCAACGGGCUGCUGAACGCGGACGCCGUGUCCUGGGCGCGGCAGCGGCAGGUCGUCGCCACCGUCUUCGCCGCCCCCGUGUUCCGCUCCUUCGUCAUAUCCACCGUCGCGCGGCAGACGGCGCGGCUCCUGCUGCCGUUCAUGGACCACGCCGCCGCGGCCGGGCGCGCCGUCGAGCUCGAGGACGUGUUCAUGCGCUUCUCGCUCGACGUCUCCUACGCCGUGGUGUUCGCCGCUGACCUCGACUCGCUGACCGUCUCCGCCGCCGACGCCCCGUACCCGCCCUUCGGCCAGGCGACCAGGAUCGCCGGGGAGGCCGUCAUGUUCCGGCACGUCGUGCCGGCUCGGUGGUGGAAGCUGCUGAGGUGGCUCAACGUCGGCAUCGAGAGGAGGUUCGCCGAGGCCAAGGCGGUGCUCGACGAGUUCGUCUACCUCGAGAUCGCGAACCGCAAGGCAAAACCUCUCCCCCAAGGAGAAGGACAAGGCGGCGACCUGCUGUCCAUGUACAUGGCGUGGCCAAGGGACCCCGCCAUGACCGACCGGCAGAGGGACGAGUUCCUCCGCGACGCCGCCGUCGGCUACAUGAUCGCGGCCAAGGACCUCGUCGCGUCCGCGCUCACCUGGCUCUUCUACAUGCUCUGCACGCACCCGCACGUGGAAGACAAGGUCCUCGCCGAGCUCGAGUCGCUGCGCGCCAACGCCGCGUGCUGCGGCGGUAAACCGGUCGUGUUCGACUGCGACACGCUCCGGUCGGCGACCUACCUCCACGCGGCGGUGCUGGAGACGCUGCGCUUGCACCCGCCCGCGCCGUUCGAGGAGAAGGAGGCGCGCGCCGACGACGUGCUGCCGGACGGCACGAGGGUGACCAAGGGCACCAGGAUCCUCUUCUGCAUCUACGCCAUGGGCAGAGUGGAGGGGAUAUGGGGCGACGACUGCCGGGAGUACCGGCCGGAGCGGUGGCUGUCCGGCAGCGGCCGGGUCCGGCACCAGCCGAGCUACAAGUUCGCAGCCUUCAACUGCGGGCCCAGGAGUUGCCUGGGCAAGGACCUGGGGCUCAUCAACCUCAAGAUCGCCGCCGCGGCCAUCAUAUAUAACUUCCGGGUGGAGCUCGUCGACGGCCAUGUGGUGGAGCCCAGCGACUCGGUGGUGCUCCACACCAAGAACGGCCUCAUGGUUAAGCUCAAGAGAAGGGAAGUGGCUUGAUGAAGAUGAAUGAAGUCAGGCUUUUCGAUGCAUAUUCUGAUAUUCAUAUACACAAAGUGGAGUGAAUUAGUACCAAAUUACAUGUCAUACAAAUACUUAUGACAGUGUCAUCUAUGUUUGUCGAUCUGGAUUUAUCAUAGUUUCAAAUGGUAUUGUAAAAAACCGAAGUAUUGAAAACUAUAGUAUAUUAACCUGUUGGUGCAA